ACCUACCUUUUAGAUAUCUCAAGUAAGAAUCUAUGAUGCUAUUAGUAAAAAGCGAUUGUUUCUCUCUUACAUGUUUGCAGCGGCUCGGUUAUAUUUUGCUUAUUCAUGCAAUGCCUACGAGACUUGAAAGUAAAGUACCUAAGGUUAGGUUGGUAGGUACCUAACAUGAUAUCUGACCUCUCUCUCCCUGUCUAAAAUUGUAAGAUAAAAAACCCCGUUUGCCAAAAAUCUGCUCUAACCCCUUCGAAAUGGUGACACUCUCCCCGCUCGACAAGAUUAUGCCCCGGGGCUACGUCCGCCAAAUAUUUCUCUUUCCCUCGACGCAUGCUUACAUUUUGGAUACGCUCAGAAAGGGCUUGGGAGGAGUUGUAAAUGAUGUACCCUACCUUCUUUCCGGCAUCCUCGUAGGCGAGGAUCCUAAACAUGUCUCGCUCAGCGAUCCCUAUCAAACUCUAGAGGACCUCUGCUACGAACAGGACCUUUCAGAUACUAUUGACUAUGCCGCUAUCAAGGAGCAGCAUUUCCCUCCGUCGGCAUUGGCCGUGCCGGGAAUUAUACCUCCUGACACGCAGCCCCCGUUCCCGAGUCCUGCGCCGGUAUUCCGGGCGGGCGUCUCGCUCGUUAACGGCGGGUUCAUUCUAUGCGUCGCUGUUCAUCACUGUACGACCGAUAUCACCGGAUUUGGAGCUUUGCUCAAGAUAUGGGCCUCUCACUGUCGUGCAGGCACGACUGCAGGAGCCGGGUUCGAUCCGUCUUGGUUAAGCCGCGAGGCCCUGAUUGGAAGAUCCAACUCUCACAAUUCAAUAGCGCCUACUUCAAUGCCUAAACUUCUCCACAUACGAGAACCUGAUAAACAUGCUAGGCGUACCGGCUCAGUACAGUCACCGCCUAGUGAUCUUACGACUGGCAUAUUCUUCUUCCCUCAGUCUAAGCUGCAGGCUCUCAAGCAUGCCGUAAACGAACAUAUCGCCUCUCAGGAUGGUACGGGCUGGAUCUCUACCGGUGAUAUUCUUACAGCACUACUUUGGAGCGCCACACUGGCUGCCGAGCAACAAGUGUCCGUCUCUGCACCUGGUGUGGCAGCUGAGCAGAAGAGCACCCAUACGAUAGGCAUCCCCGCGAAUUUCCGCUCUCGUUUAAACCCGCCCUUACCCCCAAACUACCUCGGCGCCGCCUUUGUGAUGACAGCUGCCACAGCUCCACGAGCAGAUCUAAUAUCUUUUGCCACGGAAUCAGCCUAUCCUCCCGACUACGGCCAGUUGGACUCUGCCUUGGUCGCAACACUAGCGGUGCUUGCCUCAACGAUCCGGGCUUCCCUUCGCAGUGUCCACGAGCAAAGCGUGCGAGAUGUGCUGGUAUUUUUAAAUUUAAAUGAAGCGUCUAAAGAUCAUCCGUCAAUCACGUUAGGGCCGCGCCACGAUGGUAUAUCCAUUGUCUCAUGGGCGGAUCAAGGUGUAUACGAGUUGGAUUGGGGUGAGGUAGUUGGAAGAUGCGAGGCUGUCAGGUUGCCCAAGUUGGCAAGUAAGAGAUACCCUAUUGUCCUCCCUAGGAUUCCAAGUGGCCUGAUAAAUGGUGAAGAGGGAGGCUUAGAGGUAAUUGUUAGUUUCGACAGGCAAGUACUGCUCGAAUUCGAGCAGAGCUGGCCCAUCAGAAAAUUCGCAACUGUUCGGUGUCGUUCGUGAGGGAAAGGCACCAUCUUAAUUCAGCAACGGUGGGUGGUGAUAUUCAGCAUUAGCUAUCUACCUAGGUUUUCUUCGCCAAUCCAAUCAAUUCGUCAUAUUCGCCGCUAUUUUUUAAC
Daldinia caldariorum is the source of this 1798-nucleotide messenger RNA. RefSeq names its product transferase family-domain-containing protein. Gene Ontology annotation, molecular function: acyltransferase activity, transferring groups other than amino-acyl groups. The coding region runs from base 249 to 1682 and encodes 477 amino acids. Gene Ontology annotation, biological process: secondary metabolite biosynthetic process. The record is from RefSeq and is a predicted model, not a curated record. The transcript has 2 exons. NCBI's taxonomy places the organism in Eukaryota, Fungi, Ascomycota, Sordariomycetes, Xylariales, Hypoxylaceae.